GCAUGUACCGCGGUUUUCAUUUUGUUUGUCCGUCUCGCGGGCUUUGCUUUGUUAUGGCGGUCUCUUUCGAAACGUCUCAAAGUUUAGACGUCAACUGCUGAAACCUUUAAAUACCCACAUCGGCAACCCAAAGCAAGUUUAGGGCUCUAGCCGGGACAUAAACACCAUCAUGUCAUCUCCAGCUGGACUCCAGCACUUCCUUUCCCAGUGGAUGCCGAACAGCUCUCGCGCUGGAGUGAUAUUACAUGGAUCUCCGGGAUCCAUCCGCAGCAGCGGCAGUCCGGUGGUUCGCGACCCGGACGAUUCAUUCAGCUCCCAUUUUGCCCCGUUGCCUGUAUCCCUUUGCAGCAGUGUGGACACGUGCAGUCCCGGUGAAGUUGCCACGGAGCAGUUUGAUGCAUCUUUAAGCUGUGACAUGCAAAGUAUCCAAGACAUGUUAAGAAACACACGGGAUCUACCAUUAAUAGCUAAGCUUGAACAGCUGAAGCAAAUGCAACAUCGCAUGCAGGAGCAGCUCAAAACCCACCAGCAGGAACAGCAGCUUAGAUUGCAACACGAACAGCAAAGUCUUCAGAGAACAGCACAGAACACCACAGACAGCAGUAUGUGGAACAUAAAACAAAGUAUGGUAGAGCCGAACACUGAACAUGAUGACAGUAAUCAUGAAUAUGAAGACUCAUUUCAGUCCAUGAGUGAAGAUCAUACUGUGCACGGAAACGAGUGUGAAACUGAGCCACUAGACAGACCUAUCAGAUCCGGAUUUAGUGGGAAAACGUUUGAGGAAAUGCUGGAAGAGCAGCUCAGGAUGGAAGACCAGAAACUCACGGCCAAGAACGCUUCUGCUGAAACCGCAAAGGUAAAGAGGCCAUUUCUUAAACGAGGAGAAGGUCUGGCCAGGUUUACCAAAGAUAAAUCUGCUGCACUGUCUCACAGAAAACAUCCAUCUAACCCCAAGCCCCCUCCGUGCCCGAAUCCCAAAUCUUCCCAAGAUUCAGACAUGAGGUCCAAAAAGAACUCGAACAAAACCGAAGCCUUAAAAUCCACACAUCUUGUGAUCCAUCGCAAGACUGCCACGCUCAACAAAGAAAACGUUCCUCAGAACAAGACCACAAUGCCAGUUACCAAGACAACUGUUCGUCCUCCCGUUCUUGGUGCACACCAGGGUCAAAAUGUGAGCUCCAUCUCUGCUCCGUUCAAGAGAGACAGAAAAUCUGAACAAAAUGUCAAGAGCGUCACUACAACGGAUGCUAAUAAGAUGGGUGCGUGUAAUCGCGAGGAUGGUAACAACAUUGCGGAAAACUCAUUUGAAGUAUGGUUCGCAGAGCGGGGGACGCAUUGGGAGCAGGACCACCAGCGUGAAUGUGUUGAACUCGGAGAGUUUGAGUUGUUGGAACGAGCGGCCGACGAAAUCUCCUUUUCUAGCAACUCGUCUUUCAUCAGCACCCUUCUUCAUAGAGGUUGCAGGCGUCUCUCUUCCACACCAAUCAAAUCGUCAAAUCAAUCCACACCACCAAGUCGCACUGUUACAGAAGCUCCUGGUCCUGAGGUGGGUCACACUACAUCAGUUCCUCCUACAAACACUGUGAUAACAAGAGACGUUAAUACUUUGAAAGAGAAAGAUCUGAUGGGAGUGUUGUCUGAUGCUAAAAUGGAUGACAAAGAUCUCAACACCUCACUGUGCAGUAACUCAGAGUUGCAACCCCCCAUUUCUAAUCCACCCCUACGCCACUGCUUUCAAGUGCCCACUGUGCCUUAUGAUAAACGCACCUAUCAGGACAGAGAUGGAGUCAGCAGUCCAGAAGGUGACGAUGCAAAUUCCUGUAACAGUAAAGACUCUACUCUCAUAGACUCAAAGGGCCACUUAGAGUUUGAUGAUGAUGAUACCUGGAACGAACCUGAGGAAGUGGACAGCUGUCCUGUAGAGGAAUCUCCAUCUAAAAGGGCACUGAAAAGAAAAGUUGCCUUCUCUAAAGAUACAAAAUCAGCGAGUGUUAGUCCAAAUGCAGAAAAUGAGAACAAAGGUCUGCCUACAUGCCCAUUGGUAUCAAAGAUGUUUCCAGCACUAAAUCCGAUAGCCUCUUCUCCUGUGACGGUGCAGGCACCACAGAACAUGCAUAGCGAAGGAGCAGCUCAAUCCAGCCUGCUUCGUGAACGCUUGGUGGAGUUGGAAACGGAGAUCGAAAGGUUCAAACGUGAAAAUGCAGACUUGAGCAAACUAAAGCAGGAGAACCAGGAUGUGAAAGAGAAUCUCAGGAAAGAGAGGGCCGAGUUUGAAAAGAAGAGACUGGAGGACAUUGCAAAAUGGGAGGAGUUUAAAAGGGAGGAGAACAAAAAACUGCAACGUGAAAGAAAGCUUUUCGAAAAACAUGCGGCAGCUGUGAGAGCGAGACCUGACAAACAAGAACGAGAUGAGAUCCAGGCUCUAAAGCAGCAGGUGAAUGCACUGCAGGAGGAUUUACGCAAACGAGAGGCUCGGUGGAGCAACACGCACAGCCGUCUCCGGCAGCAGGUGGACGCCCUGAGUUCAGAGAACGCAUCACUUAGAGAUCAAGUGCGGACGCUGGAGAAACUACGCCUCAGUGUGUGGAAGAGUGCUGAGAAUGAGAGAGAGAAAAGGUCUUGUGCAUCAGGCAGUAAAAUAAGUGCUGCAUCCAUAUCAAAGAGUCCUUCCCAGAGUUCAAAAAGCAGCCUCAGCAAGAAUGGAAGUCCAGAGACUAAGAGCCCUCCAAAAAACUCUGGUCCUUACUCGGAGACAAUGAAAGAGAGUAUCGGCUUCAAAAAUGAUCACAGUCCUAUGGAAGGAUCAGAUGGACUUGAUUUGACUGAGAGCAACUUUGAUGCUUCACUGAUGAACUCCAUCCACACUGCUGCUACUGAACAUUCAAAGCAGGAACAAGAAGAGAUCAUGCAUUCAGACAAUAAGAUCGAGAAAGUGCUUCCUGACGGUGGUCGACUCAUCAUUUUCCCAAAUGGUACGAGGAAAGAGAUCUCAGCAGAUGGACAGACUGUCAAAGUCACGUUUUUCAAUGGAGAUGUGAAACACAACAUGCCUGAUCAAAGAGUGAUUUAUUAUUAUGCAGAAGCUCAGACCACACACAUCACAUACCCUGAUGGUAUGGAAGUGCUUCAGUUCCCUAACAAUCAAACAGAGAAACACUUCCCAGAUGGUCGUAAAGAAAUCACUUUUCCUGAUCAGACGGUGAAGAAUCUUUAUCCUGAUGGGAGGGAGGAAAGCGUACUUACAGAUGGAACAAUAAUACAGCUAAACCCAGAUGGCAGUAAGGUGAUCCAGUUUAAUACAGGCCAGCGUGAAGUCCACACUGCAGAUUUUAAGAGACGAGAGUAUCCAGAUGGUACUGUAAAAACUGUUUACUCUGAUGGACGGCAAGAGACACAGUACCCUACCGGUCGUGUGCGCUUAAAGGAUGCACAGGGUCACAUCAUUAUGGACACUAAAGCAUAAAAGCAGGAAAUGUAGACUUGAAUGAAUUUAUUGUAUGAAAGAAAAUGUGUGCAUUAUGUAUCUGAAUUAUUUAUUAAGAAUGUGAUUUUUGUGAAAAUAAAUUAUUUCAAGAUUUAAA
Misgurnus anguillicaudatus (oriental weatherfish) is the source of this 3581-nucleotide messenger RNA. RefSeq names its product centrosome assembly and centriole elongation protein (gene cpap). Gene Ontology annotation, biological process: centriole elongation; cilium assembly. The record is from RefSeq and is a predicted model, not a curated record. Lineage: Eukaryota; Metazoa; Chordata; Actinopteri; Cypriniformes; Cobitidae. Gene Ontology annotation, molecular function: tubulin binding. Gene Ontology annotation, cellular component: centriole; centrosome.